AUGGUUAGAAUGAAAAGAAGAUCAACUUUAGUGACUUUAGCUUUUCUUAUGUUCAUGGGUAUUGCUGUCUAUUUCAGACUCUGGGCUAUUGACUAUAACAUUUCUAUUGAUGACUCUGAUAUCUUAAGGCGACAGUUUGAUAUUGCUAAUAGGGAGGCUAUGGAUGAAUCUGCUGAAUGGAGGCAAAAGUAUGAUACAGAGGUAGAUAGGGCAAAUAAGUGCAUCAAGGAACUUCAAGUGUUUAAGGAGUCCUCUCCGAAAGCGGGGGAUGCUACUGGUUCUGGUAUUAACCAUAAAUUUGCAGUACUACAAAAGGAGAAUGCAAUGUUACUUGAAAGAGUGGAAACAUUAAAACGAGAGCUCGAAGAGGAAAAGUCGAAGUGCAAUUCACGAUACAUGAACUAA
This is a messenger RNA of Lathyrus sativus (Indian pea), 405 nucleotides long. NCBI's taxonomy places the organism in Eukaryota, Viridiplantae, Streptophyta, Magnoliopsida, Fabales, Fabaceae. The record is from the annotation of a GenBank genome assembly.